Messenger RNA from Macrosteles quadrilineatus (aster leafhopper), 1933 nucleotides. RefSeq names its product histone-binding protein N1/N2-like. NCBI's taxonomy places the organism in Eukaryota, Metazoa, Arthropoda, Insecta, Hemiptera, Cicadellidae. Bases 171 to 1445 code for a protein of 424 amino acids. Gene Ontology annotation, molecular function: histone binding. The record is from RefSeq and is a predicted model, not a curated record. Gene Ontology annotation, cellular component: nucleoplasm. Gene Ontology annotation, biological process: DNA replication-dependent chromatin assembly; CENP-A containing chromatin assembly. The transcript is spliced from 2 exons.
ACUAGUAAGUACUAGUAGUAGUAGUCGCGCCGCCGUUUUAACUUAACCUAAUUUCAUUUUACACUAUCAGUGUUAAUUUCUCAUUAGCGGCUUGCAUAAGUUACUCUUAUCCUAUAGUAUUUAGUAUUUGAAGAGUUCAUAGCCACUAAGCAAUUAUUAUAAUUUUCAAAAUGCCUGAAGUAAAUGAGGGAGUUUUGCAGUCAUCUGUCGAAAAAGCAGAGGCAGAGGGUAGUACAGAACAAAAAAAAACAGCUACAAAUGGAACUUCAGAAAAUGGUGUCUCCUCCACCAGCCCUGAGAAGAAAUCCCCUGAUAAGAAUGAUCCUGAAGUUUUGCUGGCUCAAGGAAAAAGACACUUGUUCAUCAAAGACUUUUCAACUGCUGUGAGUCUGUUGGGAGAUGCUUGUGCGAAAUUUGCUGAAGCACAUGGAGAUCUGGCCGACGAGUGUGCAGAAGCAUAUUUCAACUACGGGAGAGCCCUCUUGGAGCUUGCUAGAGAAGAAAGUAACGUAUUAGGAACAGAGCCUGAAAAAGAUGAUGGUGAAGAAAAUGAAGAGGAAGGAGAGGAUGAAGGAGGAGAGGAAGAAGGAGAAGGAAAGAGUGAAGAGGGUGAAGCUGAAGCUAAAAACACAAAAGAAACAGAGGCUGAUGAUGAUGCUAAAGAUGAUGAUACCAAGAACGAAGACAAAGAAGCCGUUGCUGAUGAAACCAUUGAUACAACAAAAGAGGUUAAUGAGGUCGAAGAAGGUGAAGAGGAAAAGGAGGAAGACGUAGAUAAUCUCCAGCUUGCAUGGGAAGUGUUUGAACUUGCCAAAAACAUUUAUGAACGCCAAAAAGAAGAUGCUAAGCUAGCACAGACAUAUUUGUUUUUGGGAGAGGUUGGAAUGGAAUCUGAAAAUUAUGUCAGUGCAGUUGACGAUAUGAAGAAAUGUGUUGAAAUCCAAAAACAAAUUCUUCCUCCCCAUCAUAGAGACAUUGCAGAGACCUACUUUCAGCUGGGAAUCGCAUGUUCUUUGUCUAACGAGUUUGAUGAAGCAAUAGUUAAUUUUAAAACAUCCUGUGAAAUUUUGGAAGCGCGAAUCAAGGAGUUGGAGGAUCAUGGUGCCCCUGAAGUGGAUACUGAAAAAGACCCUUUCUACUCAGUGGAAAAAGAGGUUAGUGAAAUAAAGGCAUUGUUGCCAGAAAUCAAAACGAAAAUCUCUGACAUGGAAGACUUCAAGCAAGAGACAUUGAAGAGAGUCAUUGAAAAGAUAAGAGAGGCGCCUCAAAGCAGUGAUGGUGCUGGUUCUUCCUCUUCUUCUAGCUCAGUUCCAGUUACUAAUGGAACUGUUCAUAAACCAGCUACUGAUAUUUCACAUCUUGUAAGGAAAAAGAGGAAACCGGAUGAAGAGACUGUGAAUGAACCUGUGGUCAAAAAAUCUUGCACUGAAGAAGUAAAGAAGUAAGUAGUGUUGUUCAGUUUCAAUUUCUAAUGUACAUUAGUAUUUUUCUUAAAUGGUCAAAUGUGAUUGAACUGUAACAAACUCUUUUCGCUCAACAAAUGGAACUUAAACAAGGGAAAGACUGAUUUUACUUGAUCAGAUGUAGGUUGUUUUAAGUGAAUGUAGCUUUAUUUAAAUAUGAGUAAAUCUAUGACUUAAUUUUUAGAUGUAUAAUAUCCGAUACUGAAACAUGUUGAUUGCUCUUUUUUGCUUCCAAUUUACCUUAUAGUGUUGAACCGCUGAAUGAUUUCUAAGUUAUAUAAAUUCAAACAAAAAAUAAACUAAAUUCUAAAUUCUAUGAUUGUUAUGUUCUAAUUUUUGGUUGUCUUCAAUUCAAUGAAUUGUUGUAAUGAAGGCAUGAGUAAACUAUUGUGUACCUGUAAGUUUUGAAUUACCAUGAUUUUGCUUUGUAUUAGCUGAUUUUUGUACUAAUAAAACUAUUUUAUUUCAUA